AUGUUCUUACUAACCCGCCAAUCUGGUAGACAACUGCGAUUCCGACAUGCCAGACUUUUCGCGACCCAAAUCCCUCAAACUAUCAUAGAAAAGGUCGUGCAAAGAUAUGCAGUUGGUCUUGGAGAAGGAAAGGUCGUAAAAGCAGGCGACUAUGUUAUGAUUCGUCCAGAGUAUGUAAUGACUCACGAUAACACUGGUCCAGUUAUAUCCAAAUUCAAGUCAAUUGGUGCAACCAGAAUCCAGAAUCCCUCUCAACCGGUCUUCACUUUAGAUCACGACGUGCAGAACAAGUCUUCCAAGAAUUUGGCCAAGUACGCAUCCAUCGAAGCAUUUGCGCGUCAGCACGGCGUCGAUUUCUAUCCUGCAGGUCGUGGAAUAGGCCACCAAGUUCUGGUCGAAGAAGGUUACGCCUUUCCACAUACGUUGACUGUAGCCAGUGACAGUCAUAGUAAUAUGUAUGGAGGCGUCGGAUGUGUUGGAACUCCCAUCGUACGUACCGAUGCUGCCGCCCUAUGGGCCACUGGGAAAACAUGGUGGCAGGUUCCACGUAUGGUGAAGGUGGAACUCCGAGGACAACUGGCUCCGGGAGCGACAGGGAAAGAUGUUAUCGUUGCUCUCUGCGGUUCUUUCAAUAACGACGAGGUCUUAAACGCCGCCAUCGAGUUCACUGGGGAAGGUGUAUCGUCUCUGGCGAUUGACGACCGUUUGACUAUUGCAAAUAUGACAACAGAAUGGGGUGCUCUCGCAGGUGUAUUCCCCGUUGACGGAGUCACUCUUCAAUGGUACGAAGAAGCCGUGCAGAAGAUGGAUAAUCGUACGUUUUCUUCGUCCGACGUUUCAGGCAUACCACCUCCCCCAGAACACCCUCGUAUAAACAGACGUCGAUUAGAAUCUCUACAGGCCAUGAAUCUAUCUUCCGAUUCGAACGCAGACUACGCGUCCCAUCUUAUCCUCGACCUUUCCACUCUCGUUCCUCACGUUUCCGGCCCUAAUAGCGUGAAAAUUUCGACACCUCUGCCCGAACUGGAAGCCAAACGUAUUGAGAUUCAGAAGGCCUACCUCGUUAGCUGCACAAACUCCCGUGUAUCGGAUCUUGCUGCCGCUGCCGCUGCUUUGAAGGGGAAAAAAGUCGCACCGGGAGUGGAGUUCUACGUAGCAGCCGCCAGUUCUGUUGUACAGCAGGAAUCUGAGAAACUGGGUGACUGGGAGACAUUAGUCUUGGCCGGUGCGAAGACCUUGCCUGCUGGGUGUGGACCGUGUAUUGGGCUGGGCACAGGACUUUUGGAGGAGGGCGAGACGGGAAUUAGUGCGACGAAUAGGAAUUACAAAGGUAGGAUGGGACAUCCAAAGGCUCAGGCAUACUUGGCUAGUCCAGCUGUUGUUGCUGCUAGUGCGGUGAAGGGGUAUAUAUGUGGUCCGGACGAUGGGCCUCAAACCGCACGAACACCCAGCUUCUCAAUAAACGCUGACGACUCUUCCGCUACAACGUUAACUUCGUCACCUGCUGAUGAAGCUGUUCUUCCUGGAUUCCCUGAAACAUUCAAGGGUCCGUUACUGUUUGCUCCUCAGGAUAAUCUCAACACGGAUGGAAUAUACCCCGGGAAAUACACCUAUCAGGACGAUUUUACGCUCGAACGACAGGCCGAGGUCGUCAUGGAGAAUUACGACCCCAACUUUGCGGCCCACGUCGCAUCACUUCGUCAGUCCCUCCCAAAAUCACCUUCCGUCGUGAAGGACGGUGUCAUUCUUGUUUCUGGCUACAAUUUUGGCACGGGUUCGUCCCGGGAACAGGCAGCUACCGCGUUGAAAGCCGCUGGGAUUCCAAUAGUUAUUGCUGGAUCAUUUGGGGAUAUAUUCAAGAGGAAUGCGAUCAAUAAUGGGCUGGUUUGUAUCGAAAAUCCGGAGUUGGUUAGAGCGCUUACAGAGAGAUACGGGAAGGAUGGGAAGAGGGGUGCUGGAGGAAAGGACGGGGAGAUGACUGUUCAUUCGGGCUCGAUAGUUGAGGUUGGAAUGGUCAAUGGGAAGAUUCGACUUGGCGAAAAGGAGUAUGACUUCAAACCGGUCGGUGAAAGUGUGCAAGAGCUGUGGUUGUGUGGUGGAUUGGAAGGGUACAUCCUGAAGGAAAUACAAAAUGCAACACCUCUGCACAAAUAG
Marasmius oreades (fairy-ring Marasmius) is the source of this 2154-nucleotide messenger RNA. RefSeq names its product mitochondrial Homoaconitase. Bases 1 to 2154 code for a protein of 717 amino acids. The transcript has 2 exons. The record is from RefSeq and is a predicted model, not a curated record. Gene Ontology annotation, molecular function: homoaconitate hydratase activity; 4 iron, 4 sulfur cluster binding. Gene Ontology annotation, biological process: L-lysine biosynthetic process. NCBI's taxonomy places the organism in Eukaryota, Fungi, Basidiomycota, Agaricomycetes, Agaricales, Marasmiaceae.